UGAGACUCGCGGUUAAAACUGAAAGAAAAGAUAAUUAACUGUGUUUACUUAAAUUUUCACUGUAAAUUUUCUAGAGUUUGCAUGAUUGAACCAUUUGUUUAAUUAAAAGUGUGUAUAACUUUGUUCGAUGAUUGAAUGCUGAACCGCGGUUAAGUGAUUUAGUGGUAAAAGCUGGUUACAUCAAUGGCUCAAGUAAAAUUUGAGAAAAUAAUUUCUUGUUCUUCAGAAGAUCCUGAUUUCCCUGCUAAAAAUAUUUUAACAUGUGGAGAGGUUCCUGGUGCUUGGAAAACUGCCAAAGAAGGUGAAAGCCAGGGAACGGUAGUCAUUCAGUUGGACAGAAAGUACAAGAUAAGUCAAUUGGAGAUUAAAAAUGAAGCCUCUGCAUUCAUUGAGGUUCUGGUUGCCAAUCAAGAUGAGAACGAAGAGGCGAAAUUUCAAGUUUUGUUAUCGGUAUCGUCUUUUAUGACUCCCAAUGAGAGUAAAAAUUUAUCCAAUGUCAACCGUCUGAGAGUCUUUGCAAAAGAUAAAUUAUCUCCUUCUGCUUUGAAGCAAUCAUUUGAUUUGGUCAAAAUCAACUGUACUCAACCUUUCAACAAAACUAUAAAGUAUGGAAUUUCAUAUAUAAAAAUAAUGGAAGGUGACGCUGAUGACUCUUCUUCUCCUAUCAGUUCAGCCCUAUCAAUAAAAAAUAGGGUAAACGACAAUAAAGAUGAUAAUACUCCUGUAUCACCACCCACCAAAGAUAGUUCACCUAGAGCUGGCACUGCACCUGUAGACACACUUAGUAUGCCAAAUGUAAAAGAUGAUUCUUCACCAUCGCCCAAUAAGAAAGUAAAGGUUGCAACAAGAACUCUCGAUAAACCUUCGACCUCUAGAGACCAGGAUAAACGAAACGCCAAACCGAAGGAAAAGAAGACUAAAGUAGAUCAACCUUUUUGCCAAUUGAUGAAAGGUGUAACAUUCACUAUUAGUGGAUUCCAAAACCCAUUAAGAUCUGAAAUUAGGAGUAAAGGAUUACAAAUGGGUGCUAAAUAUAAAGGAGAUUGGGAUAGAAGUUGUACGCAUUUGAUUUGUGCAUUUCCAAAUACGCCAAAAUUUAACCAAGUCAAUGGUACUGGUGGAAAAAUUGUUACCAAAGAAUGGAUUGAAGAAUCGUACGAUCAGCGAAAGUUGUUGCCGUGGAAAAAAUACAGUCUAGUUGAUGGAGGAAGAGCUUCAAAAAAGAGUAGUUCAGAAGAUGAAGAUGAUGGAGAAAUGGACGAUUUUAUUGUCGAUGAUGACGAAGAUGAAGAUGAAGAAGAAGAAUACGACCCAAAGACUAAAAAUGAAUUAGAGGAUGAAGAUGAAGAUGUGAAUGAGUUAGGACCUGUGUUGCCACAAAAAUUGCGAGACAACUCCCCUCAAAGGCCCAAACAACCUACUUUAAUUAAUUCGCCAUUACAAAAUAAAAGUCCAAAAGACAAUAAGGUUGAUAAAGUCAAAGCAAAAAAUAACAUUAAAGACGAAGAUUACAAUAGCGAUGAUAUUUAUGAUGCAGCAACAGAUGAAGAUUAAUGCAAUUAAAUUUACAUUGAUCAUGAUAAAAUUUUACCAAUCAUAACUCUAAAUUUUGUUACGAAUUAUUGUAUUAUUUUUAUUAUAGAUUAUCAAAAAUUUCUUAAAUAGCACUAAUAAAAAUACAUUUCAGUUAAAUAA
Tetranychus urticae (two-spotted spider mite) is the source of this 1695-nucleotide messenger RNA. It is a transcript of the gene XRCC1, whose product is annotated as DNA repair protein XRCC1. NCBI's taxonomy places the organism in Eukaryota, Metazoa, Arthropoda, Arachnida, Trombidiformes, Tetranychidae. Gene Ontology annotation, molecular function: damaged DNA binding. The record is from RefSeq and is a predicted model, not a curated record. Gene Ontology annotation, biological process: single strand break repair; base-excision repair; double-strand break repair via nonhomologous end joining. Gene Ontology annotation, cellular component: nucleus.